Necator americanus (New World hookworm) is the source of this 231-nucleotide messenger RNA. RefSeq lists its product as uncharacterized. Bases 1 to 231 code for a protein of 76 amino acids. The record is from RefSeq and is a predicted model, not a curated record. Lineage: Eukaryota; Metazoa; Nematoda; Chromadorea; Rhabditida; Ancylostomatidae. The transcript has a single exon.
AUGGCUGUGGUCGACCCCCAUCACCAACGAAGUCAAGCUGUGAGUCUAUCCGCAACUCGCCCCAUCAUGAUGUACGAAACGGAAACUUGGACAGCACCAUCAACGGUGAUGAAGAGGCUUGAUUGCACGGAUCGAAAGCUGCUUAGACGGCUACUUGGCUACGUUUGGCCUAGGGUACGCCACAAUGAUGAUCUUUACGCCGAAAUUGUUUCACCGGCGGAUGACACGUGA